This is a messenger RNA of Dioscorea cayenensis subsp. rotundata (Guinea yam), 2922 nucleotides long. RefSeq names its product receptor kinase-like protein Xa21. The coding region runs from base 1 to 2922 and encodes 973 amino acids. Gene Ontology annotation, molecular function: ATP binding; protein kinase activity; receptor serine/threonine kinase binding. Gene Ontology annotation, biological process: protein phosphorylation. The record is from RefSeq and is a predicted model, not a curated record. NCBI's taxonomy places the organism in Eukaryota, Viridiplantae, Streptophyta, Magnoliopsida, Dioscoreales, Dioscoreaceae. The transcript is spliced from 3 exons.
AUGGACGUAGUAUGUCUUCUUUUAGUUCUAUCCUUCUUCAUGUCCUUCUCUGUUUCCAUAACUGAAACCCAAACAGACCAUUUGGCACUGAAAAGUUUCAAGGAUGGAGUAACUCAAGAUCCCAAAGGCAUUCUCAGAUCCUGGAAUCAAUCCACACACUUCUGCCAAUGGGCUGGAGUGACUUGCAGUAAUCCCAAACAUCCUCAAAGAGUCACUUCUCUUGAUCUCAGUUCCUGUAAUUUAGCAGGCACCAUGUCUCCCUCCAUAACCAACCUCACUUUCCUUAGUAAACUAUACCUCAUGGAGAACAACUUGGAUGGUCAGAUCCCACUGAACAUUGGUCACUUGUACAGGCUUCAGUAUCUCAACCUCAGUUACAACUCCAUGCAUGGAGAAAUCCCUGCCAGUCUCUCAAACUGCACCAACUUGAGGCUCAUAGACUUGAAUUACAACUACUUUUCUGGGAAUAUCCCCUCUGAGCUUGGCUCCUUGAUUAAGUUAAACGUAUUUGUUCUCUUCAACAAUAGCUUCACUGGAAUCAUACCAGCAUCACUUGGAAACCUCUCAUCUUUAAAGGUAAUUAAUUUAGGAAAUAACCAGCUCCAUGGUCCCAUUCCCAAGGAGCUUGGACAUCUACAGAGGUUGAUUCACCUGAGUAUGGGUUAUAACAAGCUAUCUGGUUUGAUUCCUUUAUCUUUGUUCAACCUUUCUUCUCUGUCUUACUUGUACCUGUCUCAUAACAUGCUUGAGGGAGAGCUUCCUUCAAGUAUGUGCACUACUCUUCAUAAUCUUGAAGAGCUUCAUCUUGCUACUAAUUAUUUCACUGGACCACUUCCUUCUUCACUUCCUAAUGCUACUCGACUAAUUUUCCUCGAAUUAGUCAAUAAUAAUUUCAUAGGAAGAGUGCCUCCUGAUCUAGGAAAAGCACAAGAUCUUGUGUAUGUCAAUCUUAACUUGAAUAACCUUGAUGCUGGUGAUUCUGAUGGCUUGAAGUUCUUGACUUCCUUGACCAAUUGCAGUAAUCUACUUGUUUUGUGCUUUGCUGCUAAUGAGUUUGCAGGAGAUAUACCCAACUCCAUAGCCAAUCUCUCCACACAACUCCAAACUUUGCAAAUUCAACGGAACCAAUUAUCAGGGAACAUCCCAGAUGGUAUUGGAAACCUCGUUGAUCUUAGUGGGUUAGCUUUGUAUGAUAACCAUCUUUCAGGUCCUAUUCCAGCAACAAUUGGAAAGCUUGCCAAAGUUGCAGUACCUGGGGAUGUUUGGCAACAGACUCACUGGAACCAUCCCUCCUCCAUUGGAAACCUCACAAAGUUAAACUAUAUUGGCAUAGCAAAUAAUCUCCUUGAAGGACACAUACCUCUAAGCCUUGCAAAUCUCCAACAGUUAAUCACAUUGGAUCUCUCUAACAAUCACCUGAAUGGAACCAUACCUAAAGAGAUUGUAAGCAUGUCUUCUAUUUCUUUUGUCUUCAGCUUGGCUAACAACUCCUUGGUUGGAUCACUUCCAAUGGAGGUUGGCAAAUUACAGAAUCUUGGAGCUCUGUAUCUUUCUGGUAACAAGUUAUCUGGUCAAAUUCCAGCAGCUCUUGGAGGUUGCCAAAUCUUGGAAUACCUUCUCUUGGAUAGUAAUGACUUCCAAGGAACUAUUCCUUCUUCUUUGAGUAACAUCAAAGGCCUUAGACAGUUGCACUUGUCACAUAAUAACUUGACAGGCUUCAUUCCUGAAUUCCUUGCAACCAUGAGUGGUUUAGAAGACUUGGAUCUUUCUUUCAACAAUUUCAAUGGCACUGUGCCAACGGAAGGCAUAUUUCGGGAAUGCGUCUCUGAUAUCAGUCUUCGGCAAUGCCCAUCUUUGUGGAGAAAGGAAAACAAGCAAAGCUCCAGCUCCACAUAUUCUUCAUUAGAAGACCAGUAUCCAAGAAUUUCUUAUGCUGAACUAGCUAAAGCCACUAAUGGCUUCUCUUCAGAGAAUCUGGUUGGAAAGGGAAGGUAUGGUUCUGUUUACAAAGGUUCUCUUGACAAUGGCAACACAUUUGUGGCAGUGAAAGUGUUCAAACUAGAAGAGACAGGAGCUUCCAAGAGUUUCAUUGCAGAAUGCGAAACCUUGCGAAGCGUUCGACAUCGCAACCUCAUCAAGAUCAUAACAUGCUGCUCGAGUAUUGAUUCCGACGGCAAUGAUUUCAAAGCACUGGUUUUUGAUUUCAUGUCUAAUGGGAGCUUGGAAGACAGGUUACACGGAGGAGGAGAAAGUCCAAACAAUCUAACUUUGAUGCAAAGGUUGAACAUAGCAACAGACAUUGCUGAUGCACUAGAGUAUCUUCACCACAGCUGUGAACCUUCAAUAGUUCACUGUGAUCUAAAGCCAAGCAACAUUCUCAUUGAUGAUGAAAUGGGUGCACAUGUGUGUGACUUUGGCCUUGCUAAACUCCUCCCUGAAGCUAUUAGCAGGUCAUUAAUGCAAGAGUCUUCUGGUUCAACUGGUAUCAUCAGAGGAUCCAUUGGCUAUGUUGCUCCAGAGUAUGGUGGAGGUGGUCAAGUGAGCAGAGCAGGGGAUGUGUAUAGCUUUGGGAUUGUUCUUUUGGAGAUGUUUACAAGAAAGAGACCAGUUAGUGAUGCUUUUAAAGAUGGUAUGAGUCUGUGUGAUUUUGUUAAGAUGGGUUUUCCUGAUAGAGUGAUGGACAUUGUUGAUCCUUCAUUGAUGUUAGAGCAAGAUCAGCAUGGAGGUUUGAGUAAUAAUGUUGUGAACCAAAGAGAUGAACAUUCACGUAGAUUCCAUGAAUGUUUGGUAUCUGUGUUGAAGCUUGGUCUCUCAUGCUCAAAUUCAUUGCCCAGAGAGAGGAUGAACAUGCAAGAUGUGGCUGUUGAGAUUCGUGUGAUCAGACACGUGUACUCUGGUUUACGUAGAGAUGGACAAAACUAA